AGCAUGGCUGACCAACUGAUGGAAGAGCAGAUUGCAGAAUUCAAAGAAGCUUUUUCACUAUUUGACAAGGAUGGUGAUGGAACUACAACAUCAAAGGAAUUGGGAACUGUAAUGAGGUCUCUUGGGCAGAAUCCCACAGAAGCAGAGUUACAGAACAUGAUUGAUGAAGUAGAUGUUGAUGGUAAUGGUACAGUUGACUUUCCGGAAUUUCUGACAAUGAUGGCAAAGAAAAUGAAAGAUACAGACAGUGAAGAAGAAAUUAGAGAAGCAUUCUGUCUGUUUGAUAAAGAUGGCAACAGCUACAUUAGUGCAGCAGAGCUUCGCCAUGUUAUGACAAACCUUGGAGAGAAGUUAACAGAUGAAGAGGUUGAUGAAAUGAUCAGGGAAGCAGAUAUUGAUGGUGAUGGUCAAGUAAAUUAUGAAGAGUUUGUACAAAUGAUGACAGCAAAGUGA
This is a messenger RNA of Choloepus didactylus (southern two-toed sloth), 453 nucleotides long. Its product is annotated as calmodulin-like. NCBI's taxonomy places the organism in Eukaryota, Metazoa, Chordata, Mammalia, Pilosa, Megalonychidae. The coding region runs from base 4 to 453 and encodes 149 amino acids. Gene Ontology annotation, molecular function: calcium ion binding; enzyme regulator activity. The record is from RefSeq and is a predicted model, not a curated record. The transcript has a single exon.